Molecule: messenger RNA, 318 nt
Organism: Paracoccidioides brasiliensis Pb18
Exons: 2
Coding region: 1-318 (105 amino acids)
Source: RefSeq, a predicted model, not a curated record
AUGUCAUCUACUUCCGUCUUAGAGACCCGUCCUCAGGGAACAACCGCCAAAGCGUCGACCAUUGGCAUACAAGACACCAGGUCAUUCCAGAUCGAUCCUCAUCACAACCGCUGCUUAGGCCCCUUCAGGGAGGUAGUCGAACGAUGCCCAGUGUGCGCCGGCCAUCCGACACGCUAUGCUUGCGCACAUUGCAACUGUACCGGCAUUGUCAGAUAUAUUUGCGUCCAUUGCCGAGAGUCCGACGCCAUAAAAGAAGCCAUUGCCCUUGCUUCCUCCACGGCAAAUACGCCUAAAGACCGCGUGCAACAAUUCAGGUAA